This is a messenger RNA of Pristis pectinata (smalltooth sawfish), 1896 nucleotides long. RefSeq lists its product as uncharacterized. Lineage: Eukaryota; Metazoa; Chordata; Chondrichthyes; Rhinopristiformes; Pristidae. The record is from RefSeq and is a predicted model, not a curated record. Bases 15 to 1325 code for a protein of 436 amino acids. The transcript is spliced from 2 exons.
UGCUCGGAGUAACGAUGGCGGCGGCUGUGGAGAAGACCGGACGGAGUCCGCAGCUGAAGCAAGAAAGGGGCGAAGUGGCGUAUAAACAGCGACUGGAGAUGCUAAUUGGAGACACCAUUGACAAUUUGAUUAAACGUAUAAUGCGACUCAUUCUGCAAGAUACCUAUGAGGCCCAGUCAGAACUACAUACAACCAUGCUGGAUCUGUUUGAGAAAAUUGGUAUUACCGGAGCUGAGGACUGUCGCCCAGAAGCUCAUGUCUUUUUCCAGCGUUUUGCUGAAAUCGCAUGGUCUGAACUAGUGGAUGAAUGCUUUGCAGAAGGAAGCAUGAAGUUGAUUCACUCUCAUUCUACAUUUUUUCAGGCAUUGGGUUUUUUACGGAGAAUAUCUUGUUAUAUGCCUUGUGUUAAACGAAUGUGGGAUAAACGAUACCGAAUUGUUACAAAUAUUGGCAUCAUGCUUGUUUUCGAUGGUGAAAUUACUCACCUACGGCAUUUCAUCUGGCAGGAGUGUUUGAAAAUCCUUUACAAUUGCCUUGUCUUGUGCACUGAAGAUGACAUAAAAUAUAUUUGCCAGUUGCAGAUCUUUAACUGCCUGGAAGUAGCUUGGAAAAUAUCUGACGAAAGGUUGAAUCUUGGGUUACUUGUGAAAGCAUGGUUGGUUCUAGCUGAGCAUUAUCACAUUCCAAUUUGUAAGCAAACCUGGGAUCGAUCUUCUUUCCCCCAAAUAAUUCGGUAUUUGUCAAUGGAAGAUGAAUAUGAAAUGGCAGGUGUAUAUGUUGCGAGAAAAGCCAUUCAGGCUGUAACCAAUCCUGAAGAAUACAAGAAAAACCCUUAUGUGCAUUAUAACCGCAAAGCAAGGUACAUAUCUACAAUUACUGACACAGAAACCAAGCCACCUGAAACAUUCCCUACCAUAUGCUCUUCACCACCUUGUAAUCAACUGGAAAAUGUCCAAUGUCACUUUCGUACUUGUGAAUCCUGUCGUCUUACAUAUUACUGCAGCAAAGCCUGCCAGAAAUACCAUUGGAAACAUGGUCACAAGGAAGAAUGUAUUCCUGUGUAUCCAAGGGAGGAAAUCUUAAAAUACUAUACAGAUGAUGUGAUAAAUGACUUUCAACUAUACUGUAUGAGCCUGUCAAAUAACAAGAUGCUGGAAAGCAUUAUGGGCCAACCAAUUCCGAAGCGUAAGAAAGGAGAUGGUGUUCGCUGCUUAGGGGUCCUUAUUAAAAAUGAACAGGGUCAGUGGGUUACCAUUGAUGAACAGAUACCAGAUGCCAAGAAAUAUGCAUUUCCUCAUACCAGAAGGAACAGACCCAAAGACUAAAUUGUUUUCUUUUAAAUGGUUAUAUUUUGGUGUAGUGAAUAUUUCAAUCACACAGUGUUUGUUUCGACAAAUAAUUUAAGACAUCAUUUGCCACCUGAACUGAAUAAUCCAUUAUUCUGUACUCGCUUCACUUUAGCUGUCACUGAGACUAUAAUGAGAACAUUUGGUUAUGGUUCUGUUUUAAAGAGUCCAUUGUUUAUAUUUCCUUUUCAAUAAAUACUUCUCAAAGUUUUGUAAAAUGACUUUGACUGAACUGUUAAAGAAAGAGCCCUAUUUGUGUGGAUGAAUCAAGAGGAAUGGAGAACUGAUUUAUGUUUUAUUCCAAGUUAAUAGAGCAGCAUAGUGUCAGGGCAGGUAGUGCUGCUGUCUCACAGCUCUAGCGAUCGAGGUCUGAUCCUGAUCUUGAAUGUUGUCUGUGUUGAGUUUGCAUGUUUUCUCUUCACCGUGUGAGUUUCCCUGAGUGCUUUGGUUUCCUCCCACAUCCUAAAGAUAUGCUGGAUGGUAGGUUAUUUGGUUACUGCAAUAUACCCCUCGUGUAGAUGGGUGGUUGGAGAUUUAGAUAUCUUUAUUA